Pseudomyrmex gracilis is the source of this 1635-nucleotide messenger RNA. RefSeq lists its product as uncharacterized. The transcript is spliced from 3 exons. The record is from RefSeq and is a predicted model, not a curated record. Gene Ontology annotation, cellular component: nucleus. Lineage: Eukaryota; Metazoa; Arthropoda; Insecta; Hymenoptera; Formicidae. The coding region runs from base 1 to 1635 and encodes 544 amino acids. Gene Ontology annotation, molecular function: DNA binding.
AUGUCUUCGAAUGUAGGAAAGCGGAAAUAUGGCAAAUGGACAGCGGAUGAUAUGGAGAGAGCUCUGGAAGAAUAUGCUGAAGGAAAAUUGGGCUUGAAUGAGUGUUGCCGAAAAUACGAAAUACCGAAACNAACGUUAUUGCGCCACUUCAGAGGAGGUGUUCAAAGAGGAUCAGAUCGUACUGCCGGAAAGCGAUCGAAUGUUGGUGUUAAUGGUCGAUUAACUGCUUUACCUUCUCAUGUUGAAAACGAGUUAGAAGAACACUUAUUGCACCUUGACAAGUAUUUCUUUGGCUUAACAAUCACAGAUGUGAGGAAUCUCGCUUAUUCCAUCGUNGAAAAAAAUAAUCUGAAGAAUAUUUUCAAUAAAGAAAUGAAGCAAGCUGGUAAAAAGUGGUACUACGGAUUUAUGGCCAGGCACCCAAAGUUGUCACUACGACAGCCAGAAAGUAUUUCAAUAAGUCGAGCUAAAGGAUUCAAUCGAGAAAAUGUAAACGAAUUUUUUGAUUUGUUAGAAGCAGUCGUCGAUCAGAAUAAGUUUGACGCAACCAGUAUAUACAAUAUGGACGAAAGUGGAUUUUCUACAGUCCAAAAGAAAAACAGCAAAGUGAUUUCAGAAAAAGGAAAACACCAAGUGGGUGCCAUUUCGUCUGGUGAAAGAGGAGUAAACACUACGUUCGUCUGUUGUUGUAGUGCAGCUGGCAGCUUCGUUCCACCCAUGAUUAUUUUCAAACGAAUAAGAUUUCACGCCGCCCUUGCCAAAGAUAAACCAGCUGGGAGUUUGAUCGAAGUGUCCGAAAGUGGUUACAUCAAUACGGAAUUGUUCAUUAAAUGGUUACAACACUUCAUCGAAACAGUCAAACCAACUCCUAACAAAAAGGUGUUAUUAUUGUUGGAUGGGCAUACUACUCACUCCAAAAAUCUAAAAGCAAUCAAUCUUGCUCGAGAAAAUGGAGUAAUCAUGCUCCAGUUACCUGGCCAUACCACANACCGCCUCCAGCCUUUAGAUGUUGCAAUUUUCGGACCGAUGGAGACUUAUUACGGACAAGCAAUUCAGCAAUGGCUUAGAAGUAAUCCAGGCAAAAAAGUUUCUCANUUCGAAGUCGCAAAAUUAUUGAAUACAGCUUAUUCCAAAGCUGCUUCUAUCGAAAAUGCUGCACAAGGAUUCAAGGCCACUGGUUGUUGGGAGGUAAAUCGUCACGUGUUUAAAGAAAGUGAUUUUGUGGCAAGCGAUAAUUUGAAUUCCGUUGAGAAAUCCAGCGAUGAAGAAAACGAAGAAGACAUUGACGAUCCUGAUCCUGUCGCCGGCCAAAAUGAAAACGAUUUAAACCUGAUGAACUUAGAUGGUACACCAGCGACACCUUCCAUAUCUCCGUUGAUGGAACUGCAACGUAAGUCAGCGACACCUUCCACAUCUCCGUUAAUGGAACCGCAACCAAGUACAUCGAUGUCAACAUCUCCGUCACAAUUACAAGUACCAGUAAAAGAAAUAAGCCCUGUGCCCGUUCCAAAAGGGAGAACAAAAACCAGAUUUCAAAAAGGAGCGCAGAAAGCUAUCGUAAUAACAACAUCACCCUACAAAGAAGAUUUAGAAAUUAAGCAAAAAAAGAGAUUGGAGAAAGAAGCCCCAAGUUAA